Pieris rapae (cabbage white) is the source of this 3203-nucleotide messenger RNA. It is a transcript of the gene Ppat-Dpck, whose product is annotated as bifunctional coenzyme A synthase. Bases 311 to 1894 code for a protein of 527 amino acids. Gene Ontology annotation, biological process: coenzyme A biosynthetic process. The transcript is spliced from 10 exons. The record is from RefSeq and is a predicted model, not a curated record. NCBI's taxonomy places the organism in Eukaryota, Metazoa, Arthropoda, Insecta, Lepidoptera, Pieridae. Gene Ontology annotation, molecular function: ATP binding; dephospho-CoA kinase activity.
UAUUUAGGCCCUGGUAAAAAUAAGUUGUACGUGGAAUGUCUUAGUUGAUUAAAAAAAGCUACCAAUCACGAACAAUCAUUUAAAAGCAAUAAAAUAAUGUGUAUAGCGUUGAUAGUCGUACAAAACUUAAAACGUUCAUUAUCAGUAGUCUCAUCCAAGUGAUUUUUGUUCCUCCUUUUAUAUUUAAUAUUCCCUAAUAAAGUGAGUUAAAAGGUACGAAGUGAGUACAUUUUGCAAUACUAUUUGCACAUAUCACUAGUUUGAACUUUGAGUCAGUUUUGGUUAUCAUAAUGAUAAAGUAUGUAUAAAUAUGUGUAACAGUUUACUUAGCGUUGCCAUAGCGGUAGUGUUACUAUCUAUUUCAUUAUCGUACUAUUUUACAAAAAUGAAUUCAAAUACAGAUCUAAUGGCUUCAAAUGCUCUAUUAUUUGUCUCAAACACUGCAAAAACUCUGAAACUAUGUUUGAAAUCAUCAAGACUUGUAAGCAAUAUACUUUACAUCAAAUAUAUUGGGGUGGAUAAUAAUUUAUCAGUAAUCAACAAACAAAUUAUUGAUAUAUAUUCAAAGACUGCCACACAGAAUGCAAACAUAGAUAUAAGAUUGAUAUUAAAACCUUUGGAGGGCUUAAAAAAACUCCAAAUAAAUCAUCCUAUUGAUAUGAUAUUGACUGAUAGUAGAAUAGAAAAUGAAAAUCUUAAAGAACUUGUGUCAAAUAUAAGACCUGGAUGCCAACUGCAAACUAUUGGGACUGAAAAUGAAAUUGAAAGUAUUAAAGGUGAGCCAGUGAAGACUUAUGAAUAUGUAGCUCUUGGCGGGACAUUUGAUCGACUUCACCAUGGCCAUAAGAUACUUCUAUCACAGGCUGCCUUGAGAGCAACAAAACAUGUAACAGUUGGUGUCACGGAUAUUAAUAUGAUUCAAUCAAAGAUAUUAUGGGAACUAAUACAACCAGUUGAACUAAGAAUCAAAGCUGUAAAAGAUUUCCUCACUGAUAUAAAUCCAGAUUUGGAAUACAAUGUGCUUGCUAUACAGGACUUGUAUGGACCAACAAAAGAUGAUCCUAGAUUUGAAAUGAUUGUACUUAGUGAAGAAACAUACAGAGGUGGUGUUAAAAUUAAUGAGAAGAGAAAAGAGAAUGGACUUAAAGAGCUUGACAUGCAUGUGAUUGAAUUGGCACAUGAUGACCAGCAUUCUUCAGAGGAAGACUCCAAGUUAAGUUCUAGCAAUCAAAGAAUGCGCCUUUUGGGAACAAUGCUGAAACCUCCAAAGCCUAAUCCAAAUAUCCCACUUACUCCGUAUGUGAUUGGUUUGGCAGGAGGUAUUGCAAGUGGAAAAAGUAAUAUUACAGAAAAGCUUAAGUCAAAAGGUGCCGCCAUUGUCAAUUGUGAUUUAAUAGCACAUGAGUUAUAUAAGCCAGGAUUGCCACUAAAUAGAACCCUUGCCGAAACUUUCGGUAAUGAUAUUAUAACAGCGGCAGGCGAGAUAGAUAGGAAGAAGUUGGGCGAAAUUGUUUUUAGCGAUACGAAAAAGCUAAACCAAUUGAACCAAACAGUUUGGCCGUUUAUUAUUGAGGAGGCUCAAAACAGAAUCAAAUUACUAGGAGAGCAGGGAUAUAAAGUAGUUGUUAUGGAAGCUGCUGUUAUGAUACAAGCGAAAUGGUUUCAGUACUGCCAUCAACUAUGGGCCGUUAUUGUACCACCGAAAGAGGCAAUUCGUAGACUUCAAGAAAGGAAUAAUUUGUCCGAGGAGGAGGCGAAGAAACGGGUUGAAGCACAACCAACAAACUAUGAACAGGUGUCCGAAGCAAAUGUUGUGUUCAGUCCGAACUGGAGUUAUGAAUUCACUCAGCAACAGAUCGAUAAAGCGUGGGACGCAUUGCAGAAAUAUCUGUGAUGUUUGAUAUUUUGAUUCCCAUUUACUGGGCGUAAUUUUUAUAUUUUUACUAUAGUUGGGUCUUGCGAUUAUGAUUUAGAUUAUUUUAAUGUAUAUGCCUACCUAUAGGCAAAUGUUGCAGCAUAUUUUUUUUUUGUAUAACUGCAGCCAUUUUGGCAAAUUGCAGGUCAAAUCAAUCGCAGGUUGAAAAUGUUUUUACGAUAGGACCAUAUCACCAAUAUUAUAUUAGAUUGCCGUUAUUAAAAUAAUUGGGAAUGGAUGACGCCAAUUUGUGUUAAGUUAGCUAAUGCCAAAGAUAGAUAAGAACAGAUAAGAAAUAUCAGAAAGUUCGAAAUCUUUUAAACUCAUUCAACUAAAUUAUGUAACAACUAAUUCUUAUUAUUUUGAUAUAUUUUGUAAAUAUAACUUUUAAUUGCGCCAUCUAUACUUAGAAUAAGCUAACUUGAAACAUUUGUAUCUACGUUGUUUCCAAUUUUUGUAAUAAACCAAGAUUCUUUCGAGCGAUGUUGAAUUAAGCCAAUUUUUCUUUAUGGAGAGUUACUGAGAAAGGCACUGGUGCAUAAGUAUGGUUAGAAAAUUGGCGCCACAAAAAGCGCCUCUGGCAGUUACAUACAGGCCUAUUUACUAUGAUAGCGUAGAUGCACUAUCCAGUGAUAAUUUUUUUACAAUUUCCAUACACAAGAUGACCUCAACUUUGGGAUCGCACACAACAGAAAGAUAAGAUAAGAUAAAGGUCGAAAUCAGUAGGUGUUAAAGGAGUACAGUGUAGGACCCUUUUCGAUGUAAUAGGUUGCGUCUUGUUAUAGUUUAAAAAUACAAGGGAUAAUGAACUAUUUCUACAAAGACGAAUAGGCAAUUGUGAUUUGUGGGCAUCAUUACUGAUUUAUUAGUGGUUAUUGAAUUAUUUUACGUUUUUGUAUAUUUUGCUGAUUAUUAAGGUAAGUUUACAUUUAUAGACAUUCAGGGUGCCACAGACAAAAUGUAAUAUAUUAUUCUCUAGUGCAUUACGUAUUUUUCUGGUGACCGCUCAAACGUCAAUAUUCGCGGGAAGAAUUUGUCAAAAAUUUGUCAAACCGAAAGAUCGUGUUAUGUGUCAAUGAUCGAAAACGAAACGCCGCAUCGUUUGACCUCCAUUUUCUUUCCCGCCAUGUUUGACACGGUACUUGUCAGUGAUGCUGUGUUUGGAUGGACAGACAAUACGUAUUAUAUUAAAUAAUUUUCUGUAAGGGUAAAUAUUUAUUAUAUAAUUUGUCUUAGAAUAUACGAAAUCAAUUGUUUUGUUUUAAUAAAAUAUAUUUUAUUUAUUACA